GCUUCCCAAAGCAGCCCAGCCUGGAAUGUGUGCAGAGCGGAGCCUGAGUGGGCGAGGGGAGGACGUGCGUAUCCUGCCUCCCUUUAUCCUCUAUUAACCCCCUUUCCUUUUAUAUCUGCCUCCCCUCCCUGCUUCCCCUUAGUUCCCCUGGAUGAUGAUAAUGAUGAUGACGGGCAAACAGGGAUCCUGGCUCUAUGUCAUAGCGGGGCUCAUAGUCCUCCUUGCGCUGCCCCAGUUCUCCCAUUCGUGCCCGAGUCGCUGCCUGUGUUUCCGCACCACUGUGCGCUGUAUGCACCUCAUGCUGGAGACUGUGCCCUCCGUGCCGCCCCAGACCACCAUCCUGGACCUUCGGUUCAACAGAAUUAAGGAUAUCCAAACAGGAGCAUUUAAACACUUAAAGAACCUUAACACAUUGCUUCUAAACAACAACCAAAUUAAAAGAAUACCAAGUGAAGCAUUCAAAGACCUAGAAAACCUUAAAUAUCUCUAUUUGUACAAGAAUGAGAUCCAAUCCAUUGACAGGCAAGCAUUUAAUGGACUUGCCUCUCUAGAACAACUCUAUUUACACUUUAACUUAAUUGAGACCUUAGAACCAGAAUCAUUUCAUCAUCUUCCCAAGCUGGAAAGACUAUUUCUGCAUAAUAAUCGAAUCACUCACUUGGUGCCUGGCACGUUUAGUCAGCUGGAAUCUAUGAAAAGGCUGCGAUUGGAUUCAAACGCUCUUCACUGUGACUGUGAGAUCCUGUGGUUGGCAGAUCUACUGAAAAUCUAUUCCGAAUCUGGUAAUGCACAAGCUGCUGCCACGUGCGAAUAUCCACGCAGACUUCAGGGGAGAUCCGUAUCCACCAUCACACCAAGUGAACUGAAUUGUGAGAGGCCAAGGAUUACAUCAGAGCCACAAGAUGUGGAUGUUACCUUUGGGAACACUGUGUAUUUCACAUGCCGAGCUGAAGGCAAUCCCAAACCAGAAAUCAUCUGGCUUCGAAAUAACAAUGAACUGAGCAUGAAGGAUGACUCUAGGUUGAAUCUCCUGAAUGAUGGAACAUUGAUGAUCCAGAACACCAAGGAGACUGAUCAGGGAAUUUAUCAGUGUAUGGCAAAAAAUGUAGCUGGGGAAGUAAAAACACAUGAAGUAACCCUCAGAUACUAUGGAACUCCAGCCACACCCACUUUUGUAAUUCAGCCCCAAAACACAGAAGUGCUUGUUGGUGAAAGUGUAACAUUAGAAUGCAGUGCCACAGGACAACCACACCCACGGGUUACAUGGACUAGAGGGGACCGAACCCCACUGCCAAGCGACCCUCGCAUAAACAUUACUCCAUCUGGAGGACUUUAUAUUCAGAAUGUUAAUCAGGAUGAUGCCGGAGAAUAUACAUGUUUUGCAACAAACUCUGUGGACACGAUUCACUCUACUGCCUAUAUUAUAGUCCAAGCUGUGCCACAGUUUACAGUUGUGCCACAAGACCGGAAUGUUUUUGAAGGACACACAGUUGAUUUUCACUGUGAAGCUCAAGGUAAUCCAAAGCCAGUGAUCGCCUGGACUAAGGGAGGAAACCAGCUCUCUGUGGAUAGAAGGCAUCAAGUUUUAUCUAGUGGGACACUGCGAAUUCUCCGGGUUGCUUUACAUGACCAAGGCCAGUAUGAAUGCCAAGCAGUAAAUAUAGUCGGUUCUAAAAGCACUUCGGCCCAACUCAUUGUACAGACCAGAGUUACUCCUGUGUUUGCCACUGUGCCAAAUGACAUGACUGUAGAAGUUGGCAGUGAUGUUCAGGUUCCCUGUAGUUCUCAGGGUGACCCACUACCUGUAAUAACCUGGAACAAGGAUGGAAUCCAAGUAACGGAAAGUGGGAAGUUCCACAUUAGUCCACAUGGAUUUUUAGCUAUAAGAGACGUUGGCCCUGCAGACCAAGGACGUUAUGAAUGUGUAGCACGAAAUCCAAUUGGCUACUCCUCCGUCAGCAUGGUGCUAAGUGUAUUAGUACCUGAAGUGAGCCGCACUGGAGACCCAUUUGUGGCAACUUCAAUUAUUGAAGCUAUUGCAACUGUAGACAGAGCUAUAAACUCAACAAGGACCCAUCUGUUUGACAGUCGCCCACGUUCUCCUGGGGACCUACUAGCUCUGUUCCGAUACCCCAGAGAUCCCUACACGGUGGAACAAGCUAGAGCUGCAGAGAUAUUUGAAAGGACACUACAGAUUAUACAAGACCAUGUACAGAACGGACUGAUGGUUGACCUUAAUGGAACAAGUUAUCACUAUAAUGAUCUUGUCUCUCCUCAUUACCUUAAUCUGAUAGCCAACCUAUCUGGAUGUGCAACACACAGAAAAAUCAAUAAUUGCUCAAAUAUGUGCUUUCACCAGAAAUACAGAACCCAUGAUGGUACUUGCAAUAACCUACAGCAUCCUAUGUGGGGAGCAUCACUGACCGCUUUUGAACGUUUGUUAAAGUCUGUUUAUGAAAAUGGAUUUAAUCUGCCAAGAGGAAUAUCUGGAAGAAUUUAUAAUGGCUUCCCACUUCCUUUGCCUCGUUUAGUUUCAACAACAUUGAUAGGAACCCAUACAAUUACGCCCGAUGAACAAUUCACUCAUAUGCUGAUGCAAUGGGGACAAUUUCUUGAUCAUGAUCUUGACUCUACUGUAGUUGCUUUAAGUCAGGCUCGGUUUUCUGAUGGUCAGGAUUGCAGUGUUGUCUGUACAAAUGAUGCUCCCUGCUUUCCCAUUAUGGUUCCACCUAACGACCCUCGGGUUCGAAAUAAUGCGCGCUGUAUGUCCAUGGUUCGUUCAAGCCCUGUAUGCGGAAGUGGCAUGACUUCACUUUUAAUGAACUCUGUUUAUCCCAGAGAGCAAAUGAACCAGCUGACUUCUUAUAUCGAUGCAUCCAACGUCUAUGGAAGUUCUGACCAUGAAUCCAGUGAAGUCAGGGAUUCAGCAAGCCACCGUGGCCUCUUAAAACAGGGUAUUGUUCAAAGAUCUGGAAAACCCCUCUUACCUUUUGCAACUGGACCUCCAACUGAAUGUAUGAGGGAUGAAAACGAGAGCCCAAUACCAUGCUUCUUAGCUGGAGACCAUCGAGCUAAUGAGCAGUUGGGACUCACAAGCAUGCACACUUUGUGGUUUCGAGAACAUAAUAGAAUCGCAACAGAACUUCUGAGAUUGAACCCGCAUUGGGACGGAGAUACAAUUUAUCAUGAAACCCGUAAGAUAGUUGGGGCGGAAAUGCAGCACAUAACGUAUGCUCAUUGGUUACCUAAAAUAUUUGGAGAUGUAGGCAUGAAGAUGCUUGGAGAGUACAAAAGUUAUGAUCCCAAUGUAAAUGCUGGAGUGCUGAAUGAAUUUGCAACUGCUGCAUUUCGAUUUGGCCAUACGCUUAUAAAUCCUAUUCUCUACCGACUGGAUGAAAACUUUGAACCUAUUCCACAAGGUCAUGUUCCUCUCCACAGGGCAUUCUUCUCUCCAUUUAGAAUUGUAAAUGAAGGUGGUAUAGAUCCACUUCUUAGAGGACUUAUUGGGGUUGCAGCAAAAAUGCGUGUCACAUCACAACUACUAAACACAGAACUUACAGAGAAACUUUUCUCAAUGGCCCAUGCUGUGGCCUUGGAUCUGGCAGCAUUGAAUGUCCAGAGGGGUCGUGACCAUGGGAUACCUCCUUACCAUGAUUUUAGAGUCUUCUGUAAUCUCUCUACAGUGCAGACAUUUGAGGAUCUUAGAAAUGAAAUCAAGAAUCCAGAUGUCAGAGAGAAGCUUAAAAGGUUAUAUGGGUCACCAUUGAACAUUGAUUUGUUCCCUGCCUUGAUGGUUGAAGACAUCAUACCAGGAAGUCGGCUGGGGCCAACACUAAUGUGUCUUUUAACAACACAGUUCAGAAAUGUCAGGGAUGGGGACAGGUUUUGGUAUGAGAAUCCUGGUGUGUUCACUGCAGCACAGCUGACACAAAUCAAACAGACCUCCCUGGCCAGAAUUCUAUGCAACAAUGGAGACAAUAUCACUAAAGUACAACAUGAUGUGUUCAGAGUAGCUGAAUUCCCGCACGGUUAUGUCAGCUGUAAAAAUAUUCCCAAGAUGGACCUAAGGGUUUGGCAAGAUUGCUGUGAAGAUUGUAGAACCAGGGGGCAGUUUAGUACAUUCUCAAAUCACUUCAGAGGGAAACGAUCUACAGAGCACAGUUAUAAGGACGAAAAUAACGAAGAAUCUAGCUUGUCAAAUUCGCUUGUAAAUACUACUUCCAACACUGAACAGCCAAAGAAUCUGCCACACGUGAAUGACUUCAAAGAGUUUGUUUUGGAUAUGCAAAAGACUAUAACAAGUCUUAGAAAACAGAUAAAAAAACUUGAAUCUCGCUUGAGCAAUACGGACUGCACUGAUGAAACUGGGGAAUCCCACUCUACAAAGGAGAAAUGGAAUAAAGACGCAUGUACAAAAUGUGAAUGCAAUAAUGGACACACCACCUGCUUUGUGGAAUCCUGUCCACCCAUCGAUUGCCUGUGGCCCCUAAAGAUGGAAGGGGUUUGCUGUCCUGUCUGCACAGAUGCCAAGAUACAAAGCACAUAAUUAGCAGAAAUACAGUUUUCAUAAUCACUGACUGCGGCAUUUGCUUCACGGAAGAUUCCAGAAAACCUCUAUAUAGCCUUACAAAACCCAAGGACAGCCAUUGUAUAAGAUUACUUACAUUUUUAUUUAGUACACGGGAACACAAUUCAGCCUCUCUCUCAAAGGGAACCGCGUUAGACAGGAUAUUGAAAUUUAUGUCUGCCGAUUAUUUUUUUUUUAAUGUAUUGUUUAUGUUUUAAAUGCCUCUCAGGUUAGGAAAGUAAAUGGUGCUAAUGACAAAUUUUAAGUAUUAUAAAGAAAUAAAGGAUAAACUCAUUACAUUCAAAUUAGGAGAUAUUUUAAAAAUGUUGGCAAAAAUUGUGUUUAUACCAUAUUGGCACGGUGUACAAGAUUGAUGUGUUUCAGUCUCCCUUGAUUAUAGCUCAGGCCCAAGUCUGACAUCAGCAUUAAAUAUCACUUUACCUCUGUUUUUUUAACACGAUAACGGUUUUUGUUUCCCACUCAAAAUAAAACUACAAAAGAACUCCAGAUACCUGUACUCUGGCACUAUUCCUACAAAAAAAAAGGAAUAACCUUUGUGACUUGACUACUUCGUCUUCAUUUUCUUUACACUUUUUUAUUAUUUUUGUGUUAGAUCAUAUCUCUUUGAGAAGUAUAUUUUAGCGAGCAAAUUUUUUUUUUUUUGUCUAUUUUAUAGUAAACAGCCUAAUGCCUUCAUGAAUACACAACAUGUUAUUAAAGCUGCCAUGCAAUCCUUUCCUUAACGUGUUUUGAUAUUUUCCUAUGGAUUGUAAAUUGGACUUCAUCAUGCAUUCAGUUGCAGGUACCCUAACUUUGUUACCCGAGGAGACAUAGUGAAGGACAACAAUCAUACCUCAUUAGCCACAAACCUUAAAGUGCUCAUUUAGAGGAGUGAAGAAAAACCAUCUGAUGUGCCAUACAAGCAUUUUUUUAAAGUGAAUCGUCCCAUAUCACACGAAAAACAUGAAUGCACUGUUGUUUACAGACUUGUUCUUGUCUUACUAUAUAGAACAAGUGACAUCUUCUGCAUUGCUUUGCUUAAAGGAACAGUAACACCAAAAAAUGAAAGUGUUUUGAAAUAAGGAAAAUAUAAUGUAGUGUUGCCCUGCACUGGUAAAACUGUGUUUGCUUCAGAAACACUACUAUUGUUUAUAUAAACAAGCUGCUGAGUAGCAAUGGUGGAAAUUGAAAAAAGGCUAUAUGGCACAGGAUAAAUAAUUUGCUAACCGAUGUUAUGUUCUACAGAGCUUAUCAGCUGUGUAACCCAUUUGAAUAGUAGCCCCCAUGGCUACACAGCAGCUUAUUUAUAUAAACAAUAUUAAUGUUUCUGAAGCAAACACAGCAGUUUUACCAGUACAAGGAAACACUGCAUUAUAUUUUUAUUACUUUAAAACAAUUAAAUUUUUUGAUGUUACUGGUAUUUAAAAACAGGCAAGAGGUCUGUCAGAUACCAUAGGGACUGGUCUGUAUUGUUAGCAUGGAAUGCAUUGUAAUUACUCCCAGAUUUAGCCGUUGUCUUGUGGAAAGGAAAUGCACACAGGCUGCGAAAGGACUGCUAACUUGCGACUGACCUUCUGUACAAUGGAUGCUUCAUCUCUCUCCUAAUAUAUAGUAAGUAAACAGAUCACACCAAUUCUCUCUGUAAGCUUGGGUGCCAAAUAUGUUGGUUGAGCAGACAUCAACCCAAUUGGGGAGCAUUUAUUUUAGUUUAUAGUUUAUCCUUCUUAGAAUGCUGUCUUGUCCCAUAGGGUUAAUACGAUUUUCCUUGACAUGCACACUUCAUUGCAUUAUGGCAAAAUCCUGUUGGGUAGGCUUGGGUAUUUCCUUAGGACAAUGUACAGACACAUACGGUAUAUUCUUUCUGUGUGUGUUUGUGGAUCACUGUGCUGUUGCUUUCCAGACGGACCAUGGGAGCAGUAGUUGACCAAAGACUUCAAGCCAACGUGGCCAAAUCUUUUUAUAUCACCACUGUACCUUAAUUUUUCCUUAGUUGUAUUUUGAAGUUGUAGUUCUUAGGGGGUUAUUUAUCAAGAUCCGAAGUUAUCCGAAGUUCUAGAAAUCUGAGCAUCUGCCGCAUUUUAUGAAGAAAAAAUCCCCAAAAAAAUAGGGUCUGGCAAUCUUUGAAACUUUCUCCGAAAACUCCAAAUUUUCAGAGUUUUCCGCAAAAACAACGUUUUUUUCGUAGUUUUUUGCACAGAAACCCCAAAAUCAUCAAAUAUUGGUAUGGACAUCAGCACAGACACUGGGACCUUCCCUGUUGACUUAUACAGGACCUCAAAAGCUUUUAGAUGCCAGGGUUUUGGAUACUGAGUUUUUAGACUGUCGGACUUGAAUAAAUCUUGAAAAAUUUGUAGUUUAUUUUUUAUUUUUUUUGCUCUGAAAAAUAACGAUCUAUUCCAGGUUCAAAAAUUCGGACCUUGAUAAAUAACCCCCUUUAUGUGUUAAAGGGGUUGUUCACCUUUAAAUUAACUUUUGAAAGCUGGUAAGAUUUUGAAAAAGAAGGCAAACAAUUCAAACCUAUAAAAAAUAAAGACCGAUUGAAAAGUUGCUUGGAAUUAGCCAUUCUUUAACAGACUAAGUUUACUUAAAUGGAUGUCCGAUUUCAAAAUUGAAUAUAACAAAAUCUGUUUGCUCUUUUGAAAAAUAGAUUUCAGUGCAGAAUUCUGCUGGACUAUUAACUUAUGUGUUUUGAAAAAAACAUGUUUUCACCAUGACAGUAUCCUUUUAAAGGCCAACUUAGUCUUUGCUAAGUUAGCCAGCCACAGUGAUCCUUCAUCAGUUCCACAAACAAGCUCUUAGAUCCUCUAACAAGAGGCUAGAAAGCGACUUGACUGGCCAAACAAAGCUGUGAAUGCCAAAUAGCAGGGACAUUUAUUUUCAUCUACAGUAUAUAUAGAGAGAUACUAUUAAACUUCACUAGUACAAAUAUUUUUCGGUGCAGUGGUUCUCUAAUUAUGAUUUAGUCCUUUCUUUUAUACCCUGUAUGGAUGUAUUGCCACUGAUUACAUUAUAAAUGGAAAUAAUUCUUGACACAUAUUCUCUGUGCUCAGUCAUGAUCCAGAGAGACGUUGGGACCUUUCAAACAAAGACUGGCAGAGACUGUGUGGCACAGAUAAAUGCUUGUAUAAACAACUGACUCAUUUCCCCAGCUCAUGUUUUUCUUUCUACAGCAGUCAGUAAUGUUCUUUUUCCACACCGAGGUCCUUCCUUUUUCCAGUGCUGCGAACUUUGCAUAUUUAUUGUCAGAACUUUCUUACCAAAAAUGAGUGCCUUCGUCUUUUGUAUUGUAAACAGGAAUAUUACCAAAGAAUUGUUUGCACUGUGUAAUGAAUGCUUCAGAAAUGAAUGAAUCUUGAAUAAAUAGGCUUACCUUUCAA
Xenopus laevis (African clawed frog) is the source of this 7944-nucleotide messenger RNA. It is a transcript of the gene pxdn.L, whose product is annotated as peroxidasin L homeolog. NCBI's taxonomy places the organism in Eukaryota, Metazoa, Chordata, Amphibia, Anura, Pipidae. Bases 152 to 4546 code for a protein of 1464 amino acids. The transcript is spliced from 23 exons. Gene Ontology annotation, molecular function: oxidoreductase activity; peroxidase activity; heme binding. Gene Ontology annotation, cellular component: extracellular region; endoplasmic reticulum. Gene Ontology annotation, biological process: response to oxidative stress; cellular oxidant detoxification. The record is from RefSeq and is a predicted model, not a curated record.